CCGCGCCGGAAGUGCCCGCGCCGGCGGAGGAAGCGCAGCGGGUGCUGAGCGGCGGAGCCGGCGGGAAGGCCUCUCGCUCCUCCGCCCGGCAGGGUCUGGCGGGAGCCGGCGGCAGUGGCGCCGCGGCCUCAAGCCGGCCCCGAUACCCGGCGCAGCCAGUGCCCGGGACGGGACCCGGGCGGCGCGGAGAUCGGGAGGAAGCCGCGAGGAGCCCCGGCGCCGAGCUCCGAGGCCCAGCGGCCUGGGCCGCGUCACCGCAGCCACAUGGCCUCGGGAGGGGGCGCGGCCUUCGAGGAGCUGCCGCACGACGGCACGUGUGACGAGUGCGAACCCGACGAGGCCCCGGGGGCCGAGGAAGUGUGCCGAGAGUGCGCCUUCUGCUACUGCCCCCGCCACGCCGAGGCGCACGGGCAGAAGUUCCCCAGCCACCAUCUGACCCCGUACGUCCACGGCGCUGCCCAGGCCUGGACCGCCGGGGCCCCGGGGCAGGGUGACGCGAAGGAAGAAGCCGGGGCCAAGGUGGAGAAUGAGCGGGAUCUAGAGAGCGAGGUGGGGGAGGAGAGCGAGUCCGAGGAAGACAGUGAAUCAGAAGAAGAGAGCGAGACAGAGGAAGAGAGUGAGGAUGAGAGCGAUGAGGAGAGUGAAGAGGACAGUGAGGAGGAGAUGGAGGAUGAGCAAGAGAGCGAAGCAGAGGAAGACAACCAAGAAGGAGAAUCCGAGGCGGAGGGAGAAACGGAGGCAGAAAGUGAGUUUGACCCAGAAAUAGAAAUGGAAGCGGAGAGAGUGGCCAAGAGGAAGUGUCCGGACCAUGGGCUCGAUUUGAGCACCUAUUGCCAGGAAGAUAAGCAGCUCAUCUGUGUCCUGUGCCCUGUCAUUGGGACUCACCAGGGCCACCAGCUCUCCACCCUAGACGAAGCCUUCGAAGAACUAAGAAGCAAAGACUCAGGCGGACUGAAGGCAGCUAUGAUAGAGUUGGUGGAAAGGUUGAAGUUCAAGAGCUCAGAUCCUAAGGUAACCCGGGACCAGAUGAAGGUGUUCAUACAGCAGGAAUUUAAGAAAGUUCAGAAAGUGAUUGCUGAUGAGGAGCAGAAGGCCCUUCAUCUGGUGGACAUCCAAGAAGCAAUGGCCACUGCUCAUGUGACUGAGAUACUGGCAGACAUCCAGUCCCACAUGGACAGGUUGAUGACUCAGAUGGCCCAAGCCAAGGAACAACUUGAUACCUCUAAUGAAUCAGCUGAGCCAAAGGCAGAGGGUGACGAGGAAGGACCCAGCGGUGCCAGUGAAGAAGAGGACACAUGAAGGCUUGCCAUCCCCCAUGGAAACUCAUCCCUUCCCCCCUGUGUGUAUGUGACGGCGUGUAUGUAGCGGCUUCUGAGUUCUGUGAAAGCUGCCCACCAACAACCGUACUUCCACCAGAUACAUCCCCAGGUCCACUGCAGGCACAGAUCUCUCCAAGGGAUGACCGACUUUAUUGUUACUGACUGUGCUUUUCAUUCUCUCGUCAUGGUAGGUCAAGAAAAAGUGACCCUAUGAUCAACCAGGAACAGUUAAUUAAGAAGCAUCCUUCAGGUAGUCCUUCAGUGGCUGCUUUGAACUUACUCAGGAAAGCCAGCCCCCGUGAUAUUGUAUACUCAGACAGCAUCGCUUUAGCUGGAAGGUUCUGGAGUAAUCUUGAAGGGCAGUCAGAAUUUUUUUUUCCUACCUGCUACUAAAACCCCACUUUAUUUAUAUUGCAGCAUGGAACAGUGGGGAGCACAGUAGGGCUCUGUAGAUAGUCUCUAAAAGUCCAGUUAUACAUUUGUGAAAAUGUGGCUCCACGAAGUAAGAUGGGUGGCAUGAAGACGGGGUGGGAGAAAGAGUUAAAAGUUUGAAAUACAAGGAUAUUUUUAGUACAUGAGGUUAUCUAGCACUUCAGAUCCAUAAUUCAGUGCUGUGGAAAUGAAAAAAAUGAUUGAAGAGGUAGAAAGGAAAUGACUUUAGAA
This is a messenger RNA of Enhydra lutris kenyoni (northern sea otter), 1982 nucleotides long. It is a transcript of the gene TRIM44, whose product is annotated as tripartite motif containing 44. The transcript is spliced from 5 exons. The record is from RefSeq and is a predicted model, not a curated record. The coding region runs from base 265 to 1299 and encodes 344 amino acids. Gene Ontology annotation, molecular function: zinc ion binding. NCBI's taxonomy places the organism in Eukaryota, Metazoa, Chordata, Mammalia, Carnivora, Mustelidae.